GAAUUCGACGAACGCGUCGCUGACUGGUGCGUCUGCCAUGACGGCCACGGCCUACCCUUCCAGCGUCACGCUCACGCAGUACCAGCCCAUGAUCAACUCCUACCAGCAGACGUCGUCGUCAGCGACGGUGUACGGUGGCAGCGCGCUAUACACGGCCGCGCCCUACACCGCCUACCAACCCACGCCGCAGCCCAAGAUACAGAACAAAGAGACUGCACAGUAUGAUAAUUCAGUAGCUUCUAGCAACAGUUUAACGAGCACGUCCACGGGCUACGCGGCGGGCGCGCUGUACUCGGCCGGCGGCAGCACGGCCUACGCCUACGACGAGGCGCAGCUCAUGCGUUCCACGCUGCCACACCACAUGGGCGGGUAUUACGAAGUGGGAUACGGCGUCGGUGGUGUGGGGGGAGUCGGGGGCGUCGGCGGAGUCGGCGGCGUGGGGGGUGCGCGCGAAGGUGGCUUCGGACUCGGCGCGGGCGAGCGAUUCGGGCGCGCAGACGCAGCCUCGCCGCAGCAAGUGCCGGCAGCGCUACCACCCGGCUAUGCUUACUUCUACCAACCACCCCCCACCACGUACCAAUACAGCGUCUAUCCUACGUACGGUGGCGGAUCCAAUGUCGGCGGCGUGGGCGGAGUGUCCGGCGGAGUGUCGGGAGGGGGCAAGCUCGGCACGUACGCGCCGCAGCAGCCGCCUUACGACGCGCAGGACUCCUACAAGCCAGGUGGUCCGUACACGGGCAACGCGAGCAAAUCGGCGGGCGGCGCGGCCGCGGACAUCACCACAGCCAUGUACGCGAAAACGCACGUCGCGCUUAACAAGGUCAACAGCUACGAGAAGGCGGCGUUCCACAGCGGCACCCCGCCACCGUUCGGCGCUACCAGCCACAUGUACAUCCCCGCACCGCCACACCACCACCCGCAGCACCAGCAGCACCAUCACCACGCACCGCAGCAGCAUCAGAUGGAUGUACGGGUGAACAGUAGUCAUAAUAGGCGGGGCGAGAGCGGGUCCGGUGGCUCGCGCUCCUCAGCGGCCAAACCGGCAGCCAGCAAGGCCAACUACAACCAGUCUUACUGGACCCCUAACUAGCUGCCUAAACGGCACCCAACAACAGUCGCCAGACACAUGUACAUAGAACGGCGCUACGCCCCCUCAAUAUCAGUCAAUUGUCGACUCGGACCAGCCGCGCUGGCGCCGCGACGGUCCCCACCGGGUGAAAUUUCGUCAUCAUCAAAAGACUGAAGACCAGAAGGCACUUGAAGACUUCCCUUCAUCAUAACGUCAUCAUUUGUAAAGUUCCACUUAGCAUUCCUUGUCCAUUAUAAUUAACACUCAAGUUUAUUAAUAAUUUAAAAACAAACGUAGCAAAAGUAUAAGGGGACACAGUGAGCAAGUUUUGAUGUCUAUAAUAUAAUAUGAACAUUGGAAACGGUGGAUACAAUCGAUUUAAUAUGUAUUUGCAUGCUUACCUAAUUAUUCCGACGUUUCGGCUUAGUGGUACUGGCCGUGGUCACGGGCUGACUCUAGUCUAGAUUUUAUCGCAUUUAUCCCCGUUUCCAAUGUUAAUAUGAUACAAACGCGAUUUUUUAAAACCAUAGAAAGUAAUGUACUGGCCUAUAACAGUGGUUCGAUCGCAUUUCAGUUGUGACGAUCGAACAUUUUUGGCAAAUAUUUGGUAUUUAAAUUCGAUGCAAAGCUUUUUUAUUCCCUAUGCAAUAUGAGCGCGGUUAACUAUAAAUUUAAACUAAAUAAAUUUGUACGGGGAACCAAGUUAUUUUUCUCGAAUUUAAAACCAACUGUUUUGCUUUGGUAGAACUUUUUUUAUUACUUCUUCUAUAGGCAACGUUUCAUAGCUCUCGUGUGGGAGCACCACUAAAAAAUAAGAUAGUGUAGGCAACCCUUCGUUGGGACAUUCUUACUGUAAGCUUGAAUGUCAUAAGUACACUCUUUGAUUGUUUACUUACUGGCAAUUGGUCGAUAGUUUAACCCCAUCACUAACUAAAUCGACGAACUAUCGUGACCUCGAAAAUCACUUCUAUAUUAUUGGUAUUGUUGACCGAGUAGCAACCUGGAAUAUUUGGUAACGGUGUCGAUAUUAUGGAUAAUGUGUCAAGUUUUCAAGGUUAACAUUGCCACAUCACAGUAGGUCCUUAUGUCGAUCAAGCGUUGAACAGUGAAUGAACUAGGGUUUCUUUUAUCGUUAGUUACAUGAGCUCUCGUUACGCUGGUCUAUUGUUCAUAGAACUAAUGGGUAAAAUACGAGUCACUAGUUACUCCACUGGUUCAAAACUGUGAAUAACCUUCCAUUUUCGUAGACAAUGUGUAUAGUUCUCGCGUUCGUUGCUGGAUCAUGAUAUUAAAAACCUUCUAAGAUAGGUGUUCCCUCUGCACUCCAGGUUUGCACCAGUGGUGGUACGAUAAUAUAAUAUUGAUACAGCUUAGUAAUACCCAUUGAUAAGGUCUACUAAAUUAAAACAAUUUUGCUGUCGUAUUGCCAGUGGUAUUAUCCAGUAGUACAACGCGAAACGCACCUCAUUGGUCGAAUUGUAAUUAUGCUUUUUCAUUGGUGGAUUAGAUAAGUAAAAAAGUCGGUUGAUUCUGUUUUUGACCGUAUCACGUGAACAUUUUUAACGAAUUGUUUUUAUGGCUUUUGCAAUGUAGUUAAAAUAAUACUCCAUUUAACGGCAUAUACGUUCAUUAACACGCAGUCAUUUUUUAACGUUUCGCUUUAAAGUUCAAGUGACGCGGCUAGUGUUUCGUACCAGAAAUGAUAGUAACGAAAAGGAAGUGUUUGUCCGUCUGUCAGUCAGUCUAUUGCAGCUUAUUUAUAAAACAUACGCAACAAGCUGGAAUAAGCAAUAAUUUGAUAAAUGAUUAUUUCACUCGGGAUUUUACUUUUUGAUAACCAACGUUAUUUUAAUUGCUAUAAUAUACUAUACGACAUAACGCUUGGACGUACACUGUCAAUAUAAAAAGUGCGUCGUUUAGUGCUAAGUUCGGAGUGUGUUUGACCUUUUCAUAUUGGCAGUAUUAGUUAAGUAAGCGUAGUACGUCGAGCGAAUUUGUUUAGUGGCCACAUGGCCGGCUCACUCGUAUAGUCGUGAUGCAUGAAUGAGUGGGCCGGCCACAUUUUUCGUGUAUUCGGCAUUCACAGCACGCGUACUCCUCGAAUGCUCGAAGCAUUCUCAGUUACCCAAAAGCAACGAUCAUUAAAUAAUAUUUAAAAAUUUCGGAUGUUGCUCAGGGACCCUAGGCUUAAUAUAUGUUACGUACAUAUGUGUAAUCUGGGCGAUGUUACAACGAAUUAUACGGAUCUAAUUGCAGAGUGUUGUCCUUUUUAAAUGCUCCUCAUACAACGCGACUUUUCGUAUUAAGCAAUUAUGUAGUGUCGUGUGAGCAUUCGGAAAAGAUUGUACUUAUUCACGUGAUAUUCUAUCCCCCGUUGGAGCAGCGCCCCCCAUUUAACGAUAUAUUUGAAACAAACUGAAAUACAUACACAAGUCUUAGUGUACCUAUUUUAAUUAGUAACUGAUUAUUGUAUAAUAAAAUGAAGAAAUUGAACAGGAAAAACUGUUAAAUAAUGACUUUUUUUUUAAAUUCCUAGUGUAUCGCGAACCGCGGCGGCGGCGUGGAGAUUUUUUACUAAAACAAAAUAAAAAUCAUAGUAAAAAUCGAGAUUAAGCUUAGUAUUAAAACAUUUUGUCCUAAAGAAGGUUGUUGUACCGAGUUUAAGUUAUCGCUCCGCGACCGACGCUGCAUUUCUCAUUGUUUAAGAUAUCGUUAGUUUAAAAAAUUAAUGUAGUGCUAUGUAUAUCGUAACGUUUUUUAUAUAAAUAAUAAUGAAAUAUGUAUUUGUAAAAAAUUAUAUUAAGAAAGUGUUUGGUACGCUAUGCGCGCCGGAUCUUUUUGUAUUUAGUUGACAGACUUUGUAAUUACAUUAUUAUAAUUGAAAAUAAAAAGUCUAGGAUCGUAGUAUUGUAAACAAUACCUUGAGGUCUUUUUUUAUGUGAAAGAAUGCUGAUCUCGGGCAAUUUCAAA
Hyposmocoma kahamanoa is the source of this 4039-nucleotide messenger RNA. RefSeq names its product protein lingerer-like (gene lig). The record is from RefSeq and is a predicted model, not a curated record. The transcript is spliced from 11 exons. The coding region runs from base 38 to 1090 and encodes 350 amino acids. NCBI's taxonomy places the organism in Eukaryota, Metazoa, Arthropoda, Insecta, Lepidoptera, Cosmopterigidae.